Messenger RNA from Soboliphyme baturini, 312 nucleotides. NCBI's taxonomy places the organism in Eukaryota, Metazoa, Nematoda, Enoplea, Dioctophymatida, Soboliphymatidae. The record is from the annotation of a GenBank genome assembly.
AUGUCCAUACGAACGGACGUACGGGCAAAGAAAACGGCACAGCAGCCGGCAGUCGUCGCAAUCGCUCUGUCUACACGCUUGCUUGGCAAACUUUUGCUGCCGGAUCACGGUGCUCACGCCCUCUCCAACACCACCACAACAACAGAACAGCGUCAAGGGACGACGGAAAAAGCCGUGAGCAGCGGCGACCAACUGACUGCCGACAGACUGCCGUGCGCAUCAAAUUUUCGGCUCUCAUGCGCGCGCGAUUUGCCUCUGCCUUCACUCCUCCUCGUUCACUCCACUCCUCCUCAGCCGUGGCUUAAAACUUGA